Messenger RNA from Mugil cephalus (flathead mullet), 3632 nucleotides. It is a transcript of the gene cdc42ep4a, whose product is annotated as CDC42 effector protein (Rho GTPase binding) 4a. The coding region runs from base 496 to 1536 and encodes 346 amino acids. The transcript has 2 exons. Lineage: Eukaryota; Metazoa; Chordata; Actinopteri; Mugiliformes; Mugilidae. The record is from RefSeq and is a predicted model, not a curated record.
UCAGUAAAGCCAGAAACCUUCUGCAGUCUCUGACAGGAAACGCAGUUGCUUGCUUGCAGGAGAGUGUUUCUAUGGAAACCCAAGCAGGUGAGGGCCUGAACAGGAAGAGAAGUAUAGACUCCGCUGGCAAACACAGGGGGUGGAGACAGGGGAAUGAGGUCAAUGCACGAAAACGCCUGCCACAUGAAACAUGUGCCCUCGUACUGGAAGCAACUCUACCUUGUUUAUAUUUUGCUAGUUUGCCGGUAAAUAGUUCAAACUCUGAGUUAAGUCACUGGUUCGAUGUUCCGUCUAUGCUAGCAUGAGUAAACAAAGGAAGCAGCACUACGUGCAAGCCAGAGAAGUUCACAGUUAAGACGGCAAGGUUGUCCAGCUGUCUGGAAUUAAGGAUCAUUAGCAUUCCAACUAUCUAAGUAAGCUUCUGUUAAAGAUUUGGCUGCUCUUUUUGGAGACGGACUACCUCUUUGUACAAAUCAAAACACCUCAUCAGCAACGAUGCCGAUCUUAAAGCAGCUAGUGUCAUCCUCAUCGCAGACCAAGCGUCGUUCACGUAUGGACCUUACCAGGGAGAUGAUCAGCGCUCCUUUAGGUGACUUUCGCCAUACCAUGCAUGUAGGACGCAGUGGUGAUGCUUUUGGAGACACCUCCUUUCUCAGCACACGCUCGGGCGAACCUCCCCCUGAGACCACAUCCUUCCCUCGCUCUCCCCGGCCUGGUCUCCUGUCACGCACGUUCAGGAGCAGCAAGCGCUCCCAGUCAGUGACCAGGAUGGACCAACAGAGAGACAACCACCUGGCUGUCCCUGGAGAGUCUCCGACAUAUGUGAAGAACGCCAUGUCUCUGCCCUUUCUCAAUGAUGAAGACAGAGAGGACAGUAUCGUAGCAAAGAGUUUGUCUUCGAGUCCAUUAAAGCACUUAGAUGGGAGCAGUGCAGCUGCAACUGCUCACUUCCUGGAGCUAGAAGAACGAAGCUUUGGUGAGCUGACUGAGCUGCCACAGAGCUCUCAUCACUACGGAGGUGGAAUGAAGCAUGCAGAGUCAGUUAUGUCGUUCCAUGUUGACCUGGGACCCUCUAUGCUGGGUGACAUCCUGGGUGUGAUGGAGAAGGAGGAAGAUGAUCUUGGCUAUGAGGAGGGAAAGAGUAGUGAAGGCCACGCCUCGCCGCCUCUCAGCAGCCACGGCGAGGAAGAAGAUAGCGAACACAGGGUAAAAGAUGAUGACCCAGAGGAGCAGAUGGAGGCAGAUGAAGAAGUGGCAGCACUGGAGCAGCAGGCCUCCCUGCUUCCAGCCAGCUCUGUGGAGCCAGAAGAUGCAGGGCCUUACACCCCAGAGUACACUCCUGAGAUGCGGCUCAAACACUUGCAGCACUUGGACAGCUGCUCCGUGUCAAGCUCCGGCUCUGCUGCUCUGGAUGAGAAGCCUAACAGCCACACAUACGCAGGUGAUACAGACAGCGCCACUUUUAGUGCUCCGCCAGAGGAGGAGAGCAACUUCUCCUCUUUUUUGGAGGAUGAAGACGAUGAGAUUCAUGUAUGAAAUUCCAAAAUUGUCUGAAGAAAAAAGUUCUGGAAGUGCUUUAUGUGAAAUUGACAAUCCUUUGACAGAGUGGAUUUGCACUUCAGCAGGAAAAAAAUACUGUUUGGGAACUAGGGGAAUGAAAUUGCGAAGAGAGGAUUCUUGUGUUGUAGGGCAACAAAGAAAGUGUGACUACUCCCUUAGGAUGAGCUCAAACUCCCUCUGUCAGAGAGCCUUACUCUCCACUUUCUGUUUAUCAGUCGAAGAGUCUCUCCCUCUCUCUGUUUUGAACAAAGAGGGAACCGAGAUGGAAUGGCAGACACUUUCUGAAUAUGGAACAUUCCAGAGGAAGGCAGGGAGUAUUGGUUAGAAAAAAAAAACUUUUGCAGGAAAAACACUUUCUACAACAAAAACUCACUUCACACGUUCUCUCCGCUCACUUGUCACAUGUGCUUUUUUUCAUUUGUUCCGCCUCUUCUUUGUGCUGUGCUCUCUCUCUCUCUCUCUCUCUCUCUCUCUCUCUCUCUCUCUCUCUCUCUCUCUCUCUCUCUCUCUCUCUCUCUCUCUCUCUCUCUCUCUCUCUCUCUCUCUCUCUCUUCUCUCUCUCUCUCUCUCUCUCUCUCUCUCUCUCUCUCCCUCUCCCUCUCCCUCCCUCUCUCUCUCUCUGGCUGUGGGACAUCAUGAGGCCUGAGGCGAACAGAAAACCUCUGUCACAACAGGAUCACUGUGGGUAUCUUGUCACAAUAAAGGGAGCAGUGUUUGUGACUGGCGUGUGAAACCCUGCACUGGGCCUCUUUCAUGUGAAAAUAUUAUAACAGUGCCAUAGAUCUGUCACAGAUUUCUCCCUUUUGUUGUCCGUUAUAUAACUCAGGGUCCUUGUGACGUUGCUGAGAGGCUGCCAUUUCCUGCUGCUGUAAAGCUGGACUACAUGGCCCCGAACCAAAACGAUCUUAUUUUCUUUCCAUCUUGUUUUGUGUUUUCAGAGCCACGCAUGCUUCACUUCAGUCAGUUAGAGAAAAGCUCUCAUGGCUUACGGCGAUGAAUUUGGUAACUAUCCAGCGUGGUGUUACUCUAGGAAAGAGGUGUGAAGAGUACCGUGUGGUACCCUACACACACACACAUUAGCCUCUUUAUCUCUCUUCCACUGAUUCCCUUUUCAAUGUUAAAGUAUAAAAGAAAACAAACUGUCGUUCUCCCUUCUACUUAUCUUCUGUUUGAAGCUGAAACUGAAAAGAAUUUGAAAACCACUUCCUUCCUUGUUUUUUUGGAUAUCCGAGUAACUGCAGUGGUGCAACUGAACCAUUUAAAUAAUGCUGAUACUUACUAGUCAAGGAGCUGCCUUUAUGGAAAAACUGUGUCUACUACUAAAUACGAGUAUGGCUUUAAAUUAUAUACGGCCGAAAAAAAGCGAAGAAGCUGGCACAAGUAAACCAGACACUACUAGUAUUUGCUGUUUAGUACCUGUUGUUGUUUUUUUAAUCUCUGCUAAAACUAAAUCACUGUUGUGUUAUGCCUGAAGAGUGGAUGAAAACGAUGACACAGCCAGCAAUGGAAAGCAACAGCAUUUAGAAAAGGUUGCUUUUUUUUGUUCAAGUUGCAUAGUCAUUGCAGCUCGACUGUAUGUCUUGCAUCAUUAAAAGUCAUGGCCAGAAGUAUUGAGGCUUAGUCACGGUGAUUGAUUUUCCUGCCUUAACUGAAACCGACACGUGUGCCAAAUUAUAAUUUUCCGGCCAAAAAAUAGUUUUUAUUUGUGAAACUCACUUUUGGGAUGAAAAACUCCUUGCAUGUCAUUUUCUUCUUUGUCUUGGUAGUCACUGUUGAAUACAGAUUAAGACUGGGUUUUGUCUCACAGGUUGAAAGAAAAAAAAUAAAUACAGGUUUGAGGUAAUAAGUGGAAAAUAAUUAAUUUGAUAGCUGGGUAUUUAUUACUCGCACACUACAUGAUAUAUUCAGGUAAAUUCAGAGGUUACCUUUGUGUGAAUGAGAAGUUGUCUGUGUUCCCUCUGUCAUUUGUUUAUUAUGGGUUACUAUUGUCUACUUCACUGUAUGUUUAUGGUCUUUUUUUAAAUAAUCCAAAAUAACAUAUUUUUCAAUAAAAGUAAGCCUUAAUAUCUUUA